This is a messenger RNA of Hipposideros armiger (great roundleaf bat), 4735 nucleotides long. It is a transcript of the gene ZBED10, whose product is annotated as Putative protein ZBED10P. NCBI's taxonomy places the organism in Eukaryota, Metazoa, Chordata, Mammalia, Chiroptera, Hipposideridae. Gene Ontology annotation, biological process: regulation of transcription by RNA polymerase II. The record is from RefSeq and is a predicted model, not a curated record. Gene Ontology annotation, molecular function: protein dimerization activity. The coding region runs from base 171 to 3395 and encodes 1074 amino acids. The transcript is spliced from 2 exons.
UGGCAUUCCGGUCGGUGCCAGAGAGCGCAGAAGAUCCGGAAUGUACCCAGGGAGUCUGCCGGGAAUUACGGACCCUGCAGCAGUAGCUUAAGCCUGGGCCCAUCUUCUCAUUUCCCCACGUUCCCAAGCAUGGAGGAAGUAGGAAAAAAUCAGAAAAUUCCCCAGGAGGCAUGUAUGCACAGGACCUGAUGCCCCCCAUGACCAGACCCAGGAGUCCAGCUGCCACAAUGGCUUCUCCUGGCUCCGAGUUCAACACCAGAGCUACCAACACCUCUUGUGGACUUGAGUGGGAUGUCGGGGGGGGCCUGACAGAGACUCAGGUCAAACUUGAGUUUGUAGACAUAGAAGGGAGGGCUGGCAGUGGCCACAGGAAGAUCAGACCUGGCUCCCAAAAGGGGAGUGCGAAGGGUCUGUUCAUAAAAAGGAGGAGACCCCUUUCUCCCCGCAGUGGCUCCUUCAUCCCUUCACCUGGCCACGUGUUACUGGAAGAGCAGGAAGAAGGUGCCCUGGGCCUCCAAGUCUGCAGCGAGAAAAGAGCCCACUCCCCAGGGAGGCCUGAUCUUCACCUGCCUGCCCCCCAUGCAAAGUGCCAGGCCAGCCUGGGGCAGAAUAAGCUGAAGAGAGACUAUGGGUUCUGUGGCUUCAAACCUGUGCUUGGGCAGGAGCCCCUUGUGCAGCCUGAGAAGAAGGUGUCCAAGCAGAAGGCACGUGGACGGAGAGGGGUGGGGCAGCCGGCAGGAAGGAAGUCGAGGGACCCGGUGCUCAUUUCUGGCCCCGCUCCGUCUUCCCCGGAGCUGGCCCAGGCAACCAGCCUGGACAGGCCAGAGGCGGGCCAGCCUAGUGAGAAUAAGGAGGCGAGGCAAGCAGACAUCCUCAUAGCGCUUUUGCACAGAGAGGUGCGACGCCUCAAGAAGUGGAAGAAGAGGCAUUUGCUCCCCGGUGUAGGGGAGAAGUCACCCCUGCUGAGCCUCCAGAAGCCACCCUGCCUGAAGAAGAUGAUCAGAACUAUCACAGCAGAGACUCGGGGCUGGGCUUCUCCUGAGCAUUCCCCGCGGCCUCGUGACCCCACAGGUCAGAAACCCACGUUAGAUGUCAGAAGGUUCUUUACCAUCGACUGCAAGAACAGCUGCCAUGUCACCUGCACUCUGUGUCACGCCAGCAUCAGACAAGGCAAAGUUAAGGGGAAGUCCGAAACCUCACGCCUGGUCCGUCACUUGGAGAGUAAGCAUGGGCUGGAGUGGGAAAGAAGGCCAACUUCAGCCAGCCUAGGGGGCAAGGGAGGAGGGGGAGAGGAGGAAAAGCAGAAGGGCCUGCUCGCAGGUGCCACCAGCCUUGUCCAUGAGCGGCUCCUGGCACCAAUAUGCUGCCCAGAUGCCUCUCCCUCAGAAGAUAGUGAUGGGCGGCCGGCCCCGGGGAGGCAUAAGCAGCUGUUACUGGCUCCACCACCCCUGCCUACUCCCAUCAAAGACGAGCCUGCUGCUACCCCCAUGGCAGUCGGGGAGAGUCAAAGUGGCAAAUACGCUCCCAACCAGUCCCGCUCCCAGGCCUGGAACCAGAGCGUCGUGGAGUUAUUCUGCAGCCUGACUUUGCCACUGUCCUUUCUUUCGUCCCCACCCUUCAGACGGUUUAUGGCCCAGCUCGACCCUUGCUACCCCCUGCCGACUCCAGCCUUCUUCUCUGAUAAAGCCUUGCCUCUGCUUCACGAGGCGAUGGGGGAGCAGGUGCGUCAGGAGAUGGAGGGGGCCAAGGGUGGCUGCAUCCACCUCACCAUGUCCAUGGCAGCCCAGGAUGUGGUGCUGGAGGACUACGUGGCCGUCGCUGCCCACUGGGGAGUGAUACAGCCAGGUAGCCGGCAGGUAGUGUCGGGGAGCCUGAGGAAGUGCGCGGUGCUCUGGGUCCGAGGCCUGCCCCUGGAAAGCACUUCAGAGGACAGGCAGCAGGAGCUGCGGCAGCAGGUUGGCCUGUGGCUGGGUCAGGGCUCCCUGCGACCCGGCUUCCUGGUAUCGGGCGGCUGCCCCAGUCUGGAGCAGGCAGUGAGGCUGGAGGGCUACACGCAUGUCCCUUGCUUUGCCCACUGCCUCAACUCCCUGGUAAAAAACUUUCUGUGUCACCAUCAUAGUGUCCAGAUCAUCCUGGGCACAGCCAGGACCAUCUGUGGCCAUUUCCAGGGCUCAGCAGAGGCCCGGUGCCGACUCAGGCAGCUGCAGCUGCAGUUUGGCCUUCCGGCCCACCAGCCCUUUUGGGAGCUCUCAGACCACUGGGUCUCAGCCUACCGCCUGAUGGAGUGGCUGGUGGACCAGCAGCAGCCAUUGCAAGAGUAUGAGGAGAAACACCAGCUGGGGAAGGCUGGGAUGGCCCUGUCAGCCAUGUUCUGGAGCCUGACGGACAGUCUGGUCAAGCUCCUGCAGCCCUUCCAGGCGGUGGUCCGGGAGGCGAGCACGGCGCAGGCUUCCUUAAGCCAGGUGUUGCCCCAGCUGCGCUACCUGCAUAUCUUCCUGGAGCAGGUUCACAGGCACUUUGAGGAGCAGAGCGAUGGGGAGAUGGGUGCAGCUGUCCGGCUGGCGGAGGGCUUGGCCCUGCAGCUCUCCACAGACUGCCAGCUCAACGAGCUCUUCCACCGCGAGGAGUUCGUGCUGGCCACUCUACUGGACCCCCGCUUCAAGGGGCGGAUCGAGGCCAUUCUGCCGGUGGGGGCAGACAUUGACCACUGGAAGCAAGUUCUCGUGUACAAGGUGAAGGAGAUUAUGGUGUCUGAAUACUCCUUGCCCCCCUCACCCUCCCUGCAGAACCCCAAGGCUGUGUGUGUGGAUGCCACCUCCAGUGGCAGAAGAGCCAAGGGCCCUGGCACCGAGGGGAAGGGCCAGAAGGAGCCUGUGCAGAGAAGUGGCAGCUCUGGGCCCUCGCUGCUAGGCCAGAGGGAGAAGAGCUUGCUGGAGCAGCUUGAAAGUGUAGGGCUGCUGGCGUCCCAGAGGAGUGGAGCCUCACUUUCCACCGAGAACCACCUGGCCAGCGUCAUCGUCAAGAGGUACCUGCGUGAGAAUGAGACCGUCAGCGCCCAGGAGGACCCCCUGGCUUACUGGGAGAAGAAGCGGGAAGUCUGGCCAGCCCUGGCAAGACUGGCUACCAUCUAUCUGUCCUGCCCGGCUACCAGCGCCUUCUCUGGAAGUGUCUUUGCCUCCCUGGACAGCCCCACCAUUGCGGAGCACAGCUCCCCUCUCCCGGUGGAGACGGUUGAGCAUCUCCUCUUCUUGAAGACUAACCUGGAGAAUUUCCCCCACUACACGCCCCCACCCCUUAUCUUCCCCAGUGGAGACCUGGCCAAGGGGGAGCAGACCAGGGAGUCUGGCCCCACGGUCGGAUGCCCUCAAAACCUGCCUGGAGGAACUCUGCCGUAGAUGCAAGGAGAGCAGAGUGCUGCUGUGCCCAGCACGUCAGACAGGGACAGGCAGAAUUUUAAAUCUGCUUGGGAAGAAUGGGGACAGUUUCUCAAUUCUUGACAGGUUGCCUUUUUUUUUUUUUCAUGGAGAGCUCAUUUUCCACCUACCCAUUGCUUGAUUUGUUUCUAGCACAGUGUGCGUAGAAAAGGUUUACUUUGUUCAUAAGGGUCUGAGUUGUACUGGACGGUUUUAUAAGCGGUGAUGCUCUUUUGAAAUAUCGGCGGGUGUUAAAGGACCUACAUACAGCUUGUCCAUGUGUGUCAAGGGAUACAUGACCUUAAGAGGUGUGCUUUCUCCUGGGACAGGGACAAGGGGAGGUGUGUGUGCUGCCAUAUAUACUCAGUGGAGUAUGUACUCAGCCACCUGGAACCUGGGUGAGCUGUGAAAGCUUUCUGAAAUUGCUUUCGUUGUUGAAAGGAAGAAACCCUAAGCUAGAGGAGCUGUUUUAAGAGUGAGGUAUAGGCACACGCAUGCGCGCACACACGCACGUACACAUCAGUCUUAGAGCCUGUACUUCCGGUGGAAGUGGUCAGAGCACUGAUUGAUGGGACCGCCCAGCUGAUGAGGGAGAGUGAAUUGAGAGCUGAGACACUCAGUCUUCAAAAUGUUCUCACCUGUAGUUGCCUCCAGACCGCUGGAAACCUGGGGGUUUCUUCCUUUCUGCAGUGAUAGCGGCCUCGGAAAGAGCUUCCACACUCACCCCGACUCUGGGUGGCUGAGUAUGCAUGCCACCGCAGCACCCACACCUCCCGUUGUUCCUGGCCACUUUCAAAGAGCAAAUCCCCUACCGGGAAGUGAGAAGGGCUGUGACUCAGACAGACCAAUAGUGGACCGCCCAGAGUUCUGUAGGACCCGAGCACAGGGGACCCAGGGCCGCUGGGAGAGGGGAGGAGGACUCGGGCAGGCCUGUGUCACCCACAGGUCCGGCUCUCGUGAGGUGCUGGGUUGCUAGGAAAGGUGGCUCUGAGAGGCGAGGCACGGUUAGGGUUAGAGUGAAGCUCAAGGCCUAGCUUGCGGUUUGGCCCUGGCCUUGGGGGGAGUCGGGAGGCCUGUCUCCCUGCCGCCUGGAGGCGUUGUCAGUGAUGUGUCACUAGGACUGGUUCACUGUAGGACAUUUGGAAGUUAGAAUGUAAGGAAACAGAAACAAACUCAUCAUCGUCCUUUCACGCAGCCUCCUAGCACGUUGACGCUUCCUUUCUAUACCUUGAGAUCAUACCCUCUGGACUAGUUAAUAUGCUGUAUUUUCAUUUUAACAGUAGAAUAAGCGUACCUUUUUAAAUAAAGCUUUGUAAAGACCA